CGAUCCAGCCAAACAGCCAUAGAAUAUCGAAAAUUAUUUGCAAAUUCAUGUUUGCUGUGUUUCUGUUCAAUUUUAAAUUCUGGACUUAGGAAUGCCAACAAUAACAAGCGUUUUGAAAUUUGCAAAAAGUAAGCAAAUCCAUUUAGCAGCUAUGAAAUACUAAUCAAAUGGUGCAGUUAUUAACAAUAUGGCGCCAGCUCUAACAGAGCCUAUAAGUCCAACGGAGAAAUUAGAAAAUUCUGCCACUACUGCCACAGCCACAAGGUCUGCCAGGAAAAUUGAGCAGGUGGGAAUUAAAUCCAACAACAACAACAACAAUAUUAUAAAGCAAUCGCCUCAAAUACGCGAAAAGCGUAACUCGAAGAGCAGUAUAAACGUUGUCCAGCCAGCUACAACAUCAUCGCUACGAUCGACACGUUCCAAAGACGCACAGCAAAGGAAUUCCCUUAAAACAGCUGUGAAAUCAAACUUGCACGCACAUUGCAAGGAGCAACAGUUGACGACAAGCAAAUCCUCAUUUAAAGAGUCCAAUAGUGAUUGUACAAAUAAUGAGCAAAUGGGCUUAAGCACAGCCAUUUUAGACACCAAAAACCAACUAGCCCAGAAAAAUACAAUUGCAAUUGCAUUAGAGGAAAGGGGGGAAAGUACGGCAGAGAAGGCUCCAAAGGAAGACACUUCAACAGCUCAACUCUUGGCGGAUCUAACAAACGAGGCCAUUACAGCUGAUAUUUGUUUACGCAACCAACUUAAGGACGUUAAUCUUGUCAAAACGUCAGAGGGUUCUUCAUCUCCCUUGCAAAGAGAUUCCGAUAUAGUAGUUAUUAAAGCCAUAACUGCGUCUCCUAGUACUGCCCCAGACACUGCGCACAUGGAGACGCAGUGUAAUGAUACAGCAGCAAGUACAACUAGUCCUAAACACCAGGAGAGUAACAAAAAAUACAACUCAUCUUUAGAAACUAAAUUAUUGGGCGAUGAACAGAAAAACGUCAACUCAAUAGCAAGUACAGAACAUCAAAUCGAGACGGAAAAGGUAGUGGAAACAAAGAAACAUGAAGAACUCCCUACAAAAGUUGAACAUGAUGAAGUCAAAGAAGUUAGUUCCGAUUCAACCAAAAUCGAAGCAGCAUGCACUAAAUCGAUGGACAUCGAUAUGGAAGCCGCAUGUACGCAAGAGUCUCCCAUUGGUUCUCCAGAUUUCCAAGCAGAAACCAAAAAAGAUGCCAGAGAUACCUCAAAGGCUGAAAUUCUUUCUGUGCAAGAAUUGCCACCCGUCAAUACCGACUCAACGAUGACAGCAUCCGAAGUUGAAGACAAUUUAGAAGAACGUUUGAGUCAACUCGAUGGUACUGCUAUUGAUUCCCCGCCUCCAAAUAAUGAUGUUGACAAGGAUGCUUUGAUAAAAUCUGUACAUAAUAUCGAAUCUACAACCACUCCACCUCGAACUCCAACCCAUCAGCAUUCAAUAUCGCAGGAUAUGCAACAAAUACAACAACAAUUGCAAAACACACCUCCCACACCGGUAUCACAGCAAGUGCAGGCUCACCACAUGCAACAGCAACAACAAAAUUGUUAUACCCCCCAAAGUACUGUGUCCUCAGUGAAUACUGUAGGCAGCGGCAAUAUCCCUCCCUCGUUUAUUAAGGAAUCCGAAGGAGCCGAUUUAGAGGAUCAAGAAAUAGAAGAGGUUUUCAAGGUAUUAAAGGGUUUCGAAGGUGGCACAACGUCGGAUUUGAAUGUAUGUGAUCUUAAUGUUUUAUUCAACGAAGUCUACAUGAAAAUGAACGAAACCGAAAUGAAUGGAAAUACCAGUUCAAACGUUGCCGGUGUCAGUGCAAGUCAAGCCAAUGCGGCCACAAAUCCCUCUAUACAAUUGGUAAAACCAACAGAGCUCGAAGAAGGCCAGAAAGACAUAGAAAAACGGCAACAGCAAUUGCAACGUAAAGUGGACUUUCUGAUGAGGCGUCUGCGCAAGCUGCAGUCUCGUUAUAUGUGCAGACAUACCAGUGAAGAAAUUGCCGGUCUUUUUGAAUGGAGUUCCAGACAGGUCAGCAAAGGUGUUGCAAACAAUGUUUUGACCUCGAAUAGUGCAGAAAAAUCAAGUCAAGAUGCCAGCAAGUAUUUUUUGAAGGUUAUAGCCGCCAGACCACCGGCCAUGGACUGGAAAAGCGAACAGGAGGAAAUUGUACCUGCCACACAAAUUACAAUGUUACUGCGCAAAAUUGAAGCCGUUGCCAAUGCCCAACAGCACUGCAUAACACCUGCAACGACGAGUUUGCCGAAUUUAGCAGCAACAACCAAGAAAACUAAAAAAGCUUUAUUAGAGGCUCAAGCAGCAUCUGGCUCGAAGCACGGUACAUCUGCAUCGUCAUUAGGUUAUGCUCGCUCGGAAAAUGCAGUAAUAUCUACAUUCGAUGAAAAUGUAACAAAUGAAUUGACCCAGGUGGCAGGACUUUUACAAAGCGAGAUGUGUGAAGUGCAAAGAGCCAUUGAUUCUGAUGCCACAGAAUCCAGUUCUGGAGGCGAAUCGGCAGAUGAAAUGGUAACAUACAAUAAUCAGCAACAACAAACUCUGCCAAUAAAAAAACGUGCCGCGUGGCGUUACUCACGUGAUCGUGCUGCCAUUGCGUCACGCUGGUCGUGGCUGCUAUCUCAAAUAUCAGAUCUUGAAAUCAAGAUUCGCCAGCAUAGCGAUUUACAUCAAGAAAUUGUCAAAUCGAAGGGUCCCGUUACUUGCUUCGCCGAAAACGGUCUAAAGGUUGAGGCGAAAGUGGGUGAAAUAAACAAAGAAGACAUUGAAGGUUCCUGCAGAACUCGUGGCUUUGUGCCUGCAUUGUUUCGCAAGCGAAAGCUUGUGCAGACAACCAACAUGCACAUAAUAUCGAAAAAAGCAGCAAGACCCAGCACAAUCAAAUGCGGCUGCCAAUGGCCAUUACAUCCAUGCGCAUUAUGUACGGGGCGUACUGAUCCAACUGCCCCCAGGGAUUUGCCGGAUACCAUGAUGAUGUCCGAUAGAAUAGCGUUGUUAGAUCCUGGUUAUCAUCCUGUAUUGAGUUUUAGAGAAAAUGUAAAUAAUGGAAUACAUUUGGAAGCCAUUGCUAAACAGUCAGAAUGGCAGCAGCGUGUUAUGCGAUCUCAGGCUAAAAGCAUUGCUAAAAAUGUUUGGAAAGCUGAACGCGAGGCAGUUGCUGCUGCUGGUGGACAUUCAUCGAAGAAAUACGGCGAGUUUGCUCCGGUUAAACGCCGCUAUGUGAAGAAAAAAGAUCGUGAAGAUAAAUCGGGUACAGUAAGCUCCAACAAUAUAAAGCAACCGCGGAGUACAAUGCCAACGACAGAUGCUGCUGCUGCUUCAAGUCAGAUAGCACCAUCGGGGUCAUCAUCAUUAAUCGAUGCAACUUCUUUGGCUACUACGUCCACAACAACGCCACUUGUGGCCAACAAGAUGGUGGCCAAAAGUGCGAAGAAGCAACAAUGCCAAAUUCUGAGCGAUGUAAUGUUGAAGGAUCCCAUCGUAAUAUCGCCUCUUCGAGUAACAACAAACAAUUCAUUGGGGAGCACGGCGACGUUAUCAGCAACAGCGAUGACAUCAUCAUUGCAUCAAACGAGCGAUUGUCUCCCGACAAACUACGAUGCAUACAAUCUCAACCAAACACAUUCAUCAUCGAUCUCCAACAGCAGCAGCAACAACAACAACAACAACAGCAGCAGCAGCAAAAGUAAUAAACAUCGCAAACUCUCAUCAGCAUCAAUGGCUGCCACAUCUCAUCAUUAUAAUCAGCACCAUAACAAUAACCAUCUAUAUAAUGGCGAAUCAACAUUUCUUCAUAACCCUGAGUGGUCAACGGCGCCGGGGGUGGGAGGAGGUGGUUUUAUAGUGGAUGGACUGGCUGCCCGCAGUCGUACAUCUUCUCCCACACACGGCUUGAGCUACCACAAUAAAGUCGAAAGAUCGUUUGAUCGUAAGAACCGUGUAUCCUAUGAUAUUGAUAAUAUUGUGAUCCCCUAUAGUGUUGCAGCUGCUACUCGAGUUGAAAUUCUACCAUAUAAAGAAAUUCCAACGCCAAAAUGGCGUCUUAUAAACAUCAAUGGCGAAGAAUUAGAAAAUUCCAAAAUGUCAGAGAGUGAUAAAAUCGUCAUUUCCAAUGGAAUAUCUGAUGAUAGUGACAAGGACAAGGACCACAUUGAAGAUUCGAUAAAGAGUGUAAAAAAGGCGCUUGAAUUGGAGGGAGAAAAAAGAUUGGAGGUGAAUUCAACCACAGAUCAAGCUAGUGGCGCUAUCGAAGAAGAGGCUAAAGAAAAUCAAACUUCUUUGUCAUCGGAAAGCAAUGAGAAUGGUAGCCAUAAUCACAAUGACAACCAUUCCAAAGAAGACGAUCCCAUGGUGAAGGAGCCAGAAGAGAAAAAAUUGAAAGUAGAACCAAAUGUGAUAAAAAUUCAAAGUACUGAAGAGGAAUUCAUUUUUGAAGAUAUAUCUGAUGAUGCCAUGAUCUUAAGACACGAGCGGGCUUUAACAGAAGAACGACGUAAGUUUCAGACGUAUUUAAAAUUUCCAUGGAGUACACGUUCUAGGGCCAAUCGCCGUAUCGAUAGCCGAGCUGAAUCUAGUGGAGCAAACACCCCAGAUCCCAGUUCGCCAGCGCCACAAACACCAAGUGUUGGUGGUGGCGAUCAGGAAAGUAUACCAUCUCCAUUGAACCCUUCCACUCCUCUUAAUAUAAUGGAUACAGUUUCAGAGGCUGGAGACAAUUCUACUUCAUUUUUAGGUGUUGGUUUUAUGUCAAACCAGAUAAGUAGUAAACGUCAAGAAAGAAGACGAACUACUUCAACAAAGCGUGAUUUAGAACGUCGCAGUUCUACACCAGAUUCCAAAGAGAUUAUACCUCCCUACGAACCAAUGAAAUUUCCACUGAGUGAUGAACUGUUUGAGGAACUUAUGAGUGCCAUGCCCAGUGAGCAUGGUGAGGAGAGUAAACGUUUCGAUGACUGUUACUUGCCUGGUGGUGGCGGUGGUGGUGGUAUAAGAACCCGAAAUUCUUAUAUCAGUGGCGGCAAUGCUUCGAAACGUUCGUCCCGAUCCUCUACAGUCUGUGGUGAAAGACGUGUUAAAGGUUCUUUAAAAAACAAUUCAGUAGAUGAUGUCAAUGCCAUGAUGCCGCUAGAAAACGGCACUGAUGAUGUUGCUUUAUACGAUGAAGAAUAUGAUGAUUAUCCCAAGCACCACUUGGCACCAAACGAUCAUCUGACAGCUGACAAUUGUGCCGACGACAGUGGCGAAAACAAUGAUAUGUACGGCGAUGAAUACCACACAUUUUCGAAUCGUAGAAAACAAAAACGGCCCAAUGAUGAUAGCGAUGGUGAUUCCACAGAAACGGAACCUUUCCAAGAUGACGAUCCCAAUGAUCCCGAAUGGUGCGGCGAGGGAGAGGAUCGAACGCGUAAAAAAUGUUGAGCCAAGGCAUAUGUGUAAUGCCUUUUUAAAGAAACUUUUCAUCGGCUGUAUACAGACGUGGGAAAAAGUCGAUUUUCUUUUGCAAGAAAGGAAAAUAUUAAUUUUUCUUACUUUAACUUUAACUUAAACUUUAAAUAUAAUUAAAACUUGUUGUGUUUAUUAUAUUAUUUUUUUUUUUCAUAAACUAGCUAUAAAAAAAAAUAUUCUUAUAGAAGCAGUUCAUUCUACACAAACAAAAAUAAAAAAAAAAAUAAACAAGGCCCAUUCAUUAUAUAGAGAUUUACCCACAAACUGAAGUCAAUGAAACGAAACAAACAAACUUACUUAAACAAACAUAUAUUAUUAAUAAAAGAUAAUAACAAAAAACCCCCCAAAACGAAUCUACAUUUUCCCCGGAAAUUAGUUCUUGUCGAUUAUGUUUCAGAACGACGACGAUAAUAUCCUUAGAGUGUGUUUCUGUUAUUUUGGAAGUGAGAAAGAUGAGAGUGUAUAGCGAAGCAAAACAAAAACUGCAUAGUUAAGCCUGUAAAUAUACAUACAUACAUUACAUACUAAAAUAUUUAUAUAUGAGUUUGAUAAAUACUUAAAAUACAAAUCAUUUAAUUAGCUAUGUAUAUAUAUUUUUAUUAAAUAGCAUAAUAAAAUUAUAUUUAUACAGUAGUAGCAAUCGUCUACACGGUUUUUUUUUUGUUUUUAUUAUUAUCAAUUAAUCUAAGAAUGUUUACACAUUUAACAUUAACAAAAGGAACUCAAAGUUAAAUAAGAUUAAUAUAUAUAUACAUAUAUAAAUGAUAAAUAAACUAAGCUUAACGCAUUUCAGCCUAGAUGCGUGUCAAAUAAUUCUGGCUCCAAGAAAAAAAAACAACAAACACAAAAACAAAUUCUUAUAACAAUAUAAUAAACAUAUUAUAUAGAUGUAUUUAUUUUUUACCCCAUCCUCCAAAUGUAAACUUCUAAUGUUCAUGGAUUCCAUAACCAAACACACACAUGCAGAAGUAAAUGUAAUUGACUGGGAAAUUUGACCAUUAAAGCAAAAGAAGAACUACCACAACAUA
Stomoxys calcitrans (stable fly) is the source of this 6501-nucleotide messenger RNA. RefSeq lists its product as uncharacterized. Gene Ontology annotation, cellular component: NSL complex. Lineage: Eukaryota; Metazoa; Arthropoda; Insecta; Diptera; Muscidae. The transcript has 12 exons. Gene Ontology annotation, molecular function: histone acetyltransferase binding. The coding region runs from base 188 to 5446 and encodes 1752 amino acids. The record is from RefSeq and is a predicted model, not a curated record.